AUGGGCGGUUAUCCGAGUUCGGCUUCAUCAGCUUCUGGCAACAACAAUAAAUCAAGAGGAGGGUACAACAAUGAAGAGAAUGAUCCAGUGAUGAUACUCCCUUCAAACUCUGCAACCACUGGACGAGCCUCAAAAUCGCAAAGCGAAUCCCUAAUAUAUUCCAGUCAAAUCAAUAAGAGAAUAAUUGGCGUUAAGGAGGGAUCUGGGCCAAUGACCCAAUCGUUGGGGAGACUUUUAAAUCAACCCUCCUCAAUAUCGGAUGAGUAUGAUGAUGACGACAAAUCAGACGCAUUUGCCUUAGAUCCAGAUGGCAUGUAUUCCACUACUACUGCAACUAGGUCAAGUAAUUGUAACAACAACAGCCAACAACAACAACAGCAACAACAACUAUAUAAUUCAACAUCCUACCCUUCCAUCUCCUUCUCAACCUCCUCACAACCUAGUCUUUCGUCAUCGUCCUCACAACAACAAUUUAGAACAGACAUAUCCAUCUCUUUGGAGGGUGAAAUUUUACAGCAAUCGCCCACGUUAAACACAUCAUCCUCGAGGAGAAAGAGUCGGCCCGCCAUCAUACAAACCGAUUCUGACUACUCGAGCUCCACGUCGAACUUUGCCUCAGGCAGUCGAGGAGUGAGGACGGUGAUUGUAGAAAAUUCAAAUCAACAGGGUGGGGACGGAGGAUGCUCCUUAAUGGUUGCUCCCCUCAUGCACUCGAAUUCGGUGCGAAUUAAGAAAAAACCAACCUCUCAAAAUGAAAUUGACGACAUCCUCAAUACUCCCUCUCUUUCAAUAUUUAAUAAUAAUGGUAAGAAUUCCUCAUUGUCACAACAACGAACUCUGCAGAAAUCUCCACAUCCACACAACAACGGGAAAGUUAAAUCUUCAUCGAAACUAUUUCCUGCCUCUGGCAACCAAUGGAGCCUGACUGAACAAGAUGAGGAAGAGGAUGGCGGCAUUCGUCAAGUUCACUCAUUCAAUUCUACAAAGAGUUCUAGCAGCUCAAAGAAGAAAUCUUCCAAAAGUGACAAGCCCAACAAAAUGUCACAAGAGAUGGAUAAUUACAUUGAUUCCAUUCUGAAAAAGAAGGGCAAAUCUGCAGAUGAUUUGAGUAGAGAUGACACUGAGGGAGAAAUUAACGAUUUCCGAGAGACCAACUUGCCAAUCCUAGUUGGACAAGAACCUGUGUUAUAUCAUGCACCGCACAACGAGUCAGGUUAUCUUGGCCGCCGUAGGAAGAGUACAGUAGCAAUCGAGCAGGAAAAUCCAGAACAACAUGCCAUGGAACUUGAAAAUGUUUUUAGAAGGACUCGCUCCACCAUUAACACAAAAAAUGUUGCCGUACCUGCUGGAGGAGGCCAACCAGUGGAAAUACCUGAAACAAGUGUACAGCCGGUGAGUAAUCCAAUGAUUGUUGUCUCAGGAGGUGCCAAACUGUUAAGAAAGGACAAGUCUCUCUACACGGUUGGUGGUGUCAUUAAUGACAAGAAGAAAACUGAGCUAGAAAAACGAAGACGCAAGGCCAUCAAUCGAUCGAAGGUGGUUGGUAAAAUAGGACCUCUCAUUUCGGUGGAUUCUGAUACAGAGAGUGAAGAAGAAGAAGAGGACAGGCCCGAGGACUUGAGCUCUCAAUGCGAACUGCAAACCGAGUAUUGUGAAUAA
Molecule: messenger RNA, 1659 nt
Organism: Naegleria lovaniensis
Lineage: Eukaryota; Heterolobosea; Eutetramitea; Acrasida; Naegleriidae
Exons: 1
Coding region: 1-1659 (552 amino acids)
Source: RefSeq, a predicted model, not a curated record